AUGGCCAUGGGGAAACCUUGGCAAUCUCAAGCUGCACAAGUAGUCUAUUCGUAUUCCUACGAAGAAGAUUACUCGAGAGCUCUUUGGUGUCUCCAUAUUCUCAUAAUCUGUGGACUCAAAGGAUUCGUUCAUGUCUUAUGGAGCACUUACAACAACAUGCUUUUCUUGACUCGAACUUUAAGGAUUAAUCCUAAAGGUGUCGACUUUAAGCAGAUUGAUCACGAAUGGCACUGGGACAAUUACAUACUUCUGCAAGCAAUAAUAGCAAGCAUGAUCUGUUACAUGGCUCCACCAUUGAUGAUGAUGAACAGUCUUCCUCUAUGGAACACCAAAGGACUCAUUGCAUUAAUUGUUCUACAUGUGACUUUCUCAGAGCCUUUAUACUAUUUUCUUCAUAGAUUUUUCCAUCGCAACAACUACUUCUUCACGCAUUUCCACUCUUACCACCACUUAUCUCCUGUUCCACAUCCCAUGACCGCUGGAAACGCAACGUUAUUGGAGAAUCUAAUCCUCUGUAUCGUAGCUGGAGUUCCUAUGAUUGGUUCUUGCUUGUUAGGGGUUGGAUCAUUGAGUUUGAUCUACGGAUACGCUAUUAUGUUCGAUUUCCUAAGAUGUUUAGGACAUUGUAACGUUGAGAUCUUCUCUCACAAGCUAUUUGAAACUCUUCCAAUCUUACGAUAUCUUAUCUACACUCCAUCGUACCAUAGUUUGCAUCACCAAGAAAUGGGGACCAACUUUUGUCUAUUUAUGCCUCUCUUUGAUGUUUUGGGUAACACACUUAACCCAAACUCAUGGGAACUCCAAAAGAAGAUUCGUUUGGGUAAAGGGGAAAGGAAGAGAGUGCCGGAGUUUGUGUUCUUGGCUCAUGGAGUUGAUGUUAUGUCGGCGAUGCACGCGCCUUUCGUGUUCAGAUCGUUUGCUUCGAUCCCUUACUCGACGAGGAUCUUCUUGUUGCCGAUGUGGCCGUUCACGUUGAUGGUGAUGUUUGGCAUGUGGGUUUGGUCAAAGACGUUUCUUUUCAGCUUCUAUACACUCAGGAACAAUCUUUGUCAGACUUGGGGAGUUCCCAGAUUCGGAUUCCAAUACUUCUUACCGUUUGCUAAGAAAGGAAUUAAUGAUCAUAUCGAGAACGCGAUUCUUACAGCUGAUAAGAUUGGAGUUAAAGUCAUAAGCUUGGCUGCUCUCAACAAGAACGAAGCUCUAAAUGGCGGUGGAACUCUGUUUGUGAACAAGCAUCCUAACCUUAGAGUUCGUGUGGUUCAUGGGAACACAUUAACCGCAGCAGUGAUUCUCAAUGAAAUCCCAGAAGAUGCGAAAGAGGUUUUCUUGACAGGAGCCACUUCUAAGCUUGGAAGAGCCAUUGCGCUUUACCUCUGUCGCCGCGGAGUCAGAGUUCUCAUGUUGACAUUAUCGGUGGAACGGUUCCAAAAGAUUCAGAAAGAAGCUCCUGUUGAGUUCCAGAACUGUCUUGUACAAGUGACUAAGUAUAAUGCUGCCCAACACUGCAAGACUUGGAUCGUUGGGAAAUGGUUAACACCGAGGGAGCAGAGCUGGGCUCCUGCAGGGACGCAUUUCCAUCAGUUUGUGGUGCCACCGAUCCUCAAGUUUAGACGCAACUGCACUUACGGUGAUCUAGCAGCUAUGAGGCUCCCUAAAGAUGUUCAAGGACUUGGAACUUGCGAGGUAUAA
Molecule: messenger RNA, 1689 nt
Organism: Arabis nemorensis
Lineage: Eukaryota; Viridiplantae; Streptophyta; Magnoliopsida; Brassicales; Brassicaceae
Source: the annotation of a GenBank genome assembly